AUGGUUCGACGAGCUCCUAAACCACGAGCAGCAGCAACUGAUAAGACAAAUAGUCAGUUUCCACAAUCCUCGUCCGAAUUUAUAAAGACGAUAACUCAGUUAAAAAGAAAGCCUAAUAAUGAGAAAGCGCUAUUCAUAUUACAUAAGGUUGCCUCUUUAGUAAAACCGAUAAUGAAGAAACAUGGGUUCAAAGUAGGGACACUAUGCGAGUUUUUUCCAAAAGAUCCUAGACUUUUAGGGCUUAACGUUAAUCAUGGAAUGAAGAUAUGUGUUAGACUUCGUCCUUCGCGCAACGAAAAUACUUUCUACCCUCUAGAGGAUGCGGUGGGUACGAUGCUUCACGAGUUGACUCAUAACAAGUAUGGUCCUCAUGACCAAAAGUUUUACAAAUUUCUUGAUGAGAUCACUACUGAAUUAGAGGGCCUAAUGGCCAGUGGGUAUUCUGGAGAUGGAUUCUUUGGGAAAGGAAAUGUUGUAGGAGGAAGUGGUUUUAAGCCCAUGUCUAUAAACGAAGCUCGUAAGAGAGCUGUUGAAGCAGUUGAAAAGCGAAAGGCCAUGUACGCAGGUAGUGGUCAAAAACUCGGCGGUGGUGACAAUGGUCCAAAUCAAAAGAGGAGUAUGAAAGAGUUGAUCCUGAUGGCUGCGGAAAGAAGGGCUAGAGAUAAUAAAUGGUGUGCCAGCCAGCAUAUCCCGCCAACAAAAGACCUUGGAAUAGAGAGUGAUGAUGGUUUUGAAAUUUUAGAUUACAGUUGGAAUGAUUCAGGUAGCGAUGCUAGGGACAGUAGCAGAGAUGACAGUCGUAGCGUAUCUGUUGAUGCUGCCUCGUCCAGUGCUGAGGUACCAGGGCCAGAUCAGUCAAACUUGACGAUUGGGAUAUCUCCUCAAGGAAUAGAACAAAAAAGUUCAAUAAGUCCUAAAUCUGGGAUUUCUGAUACUUGUAGUAAUAUUCUCAAGCGACCAGUAGAAGUUAUUACGUUGGACUCUGACGAUGAAGAUGCCAAUAGACCCGUAAGGAAGCGUUUACGUGAUACUCCUGUCGUCAUAGAUCUGACAGAAGAUUAA
Messenger RNA from Sugiyamaella lignohabitans, 1062 nucleotides. RefSeq names its product Wss1p (gene WSS1). The transcript has a single exon. NCBI's taxonomy places the organism in Eukaryota, Fungi, Ascomycota, Dipodascomycetes, Dipodascales, Trichomonascaceae. The coding region runs from base 1 to 1062 and encodes 353 amino acids. The record is from RefSeq and is a predicted model, not a curated record.